AUGGCGGAUCUGCGAACCGCGCUGGUGCUGGGAGGAGGCGGCUGGGUGGGCUCAGCGCUGGUCCUGGAAUUGCUGCAGCGCCGUGAGGAGUUGGGUCUGCGCUGCGUGGUGGCUGCCGAUCUCCCGACGGCUCCCUGCAGCGCUUGGCUUCGGAGUCGGGCUCGGGCGUUCGUCGAGGAAGGUGUUCUGGUGGAAGCCCAGUUGGACGUGACGGAUGCUUCCGCUGUACGUGGGAUCCUGGAGCGCUUCCCGCCCAGAGCCGUCUUCAACUUGGCUGCAGCCAUCGACGUGAGGCCUGAGGCGCCUGCCGGGCGUUUGGAGGAGGUCAACGCCCAGGCGCCCACGAACCUGGCGAGAGCGGCCGCGGGCGCCGGUGCGGUGACCUUCAUCCAUGUCAGCACGCUGGAUGUGAGCUACACCGGCCGCGGGCACCGAACUCAGACUCCUCAUCCUCCCGAGGACCUGCAGCUCACGUCGCCCAUCGCCUACGUACGCAGCAAAGCCCGCGGAGAGCGCUUCCUCGCGGACUUCGCCCAAGGCCUCUCGUCGAUGAACACCGUUGUCCUGAGGCCUGGGCACAUCUACGCUCCGCUGGAGGGAUCAGCGCGCUGCGCCGGGGAUGCCCUUGCAGGCUUCCUUCGACUCUUCCCUCCUCUGCAGAUUGGCUGCCCCAGCGUGCAGAUGUCCAUGGUGUCGGUUGAAACCGUGGUGGAGGCGAGAAUUGAAAGGCAGCACUCCGUGCAGCACAGCGGGCAUCGCAGUGCCGCGGUCGGUGUCUAG
Molecule: messenger RNA, 780 nt
Organism: Symbiodinium sp. CCMP2592
Lineage: Eukaryota; Dinophyceae; Suessiales; Symbiodiniaceae
Source: the annotation of a GenBank genome assembly